This is a messenger RNA of Podospora bellae-mahoneyi, 2514 nucleotides long. RefSeq lists its product as uncharacterized. The coding region runs from base 1 to 2514 and encodes 837 amino acids. Lineage: Eukaryota; Fungi; Ascomycota; Sordariomycetes; Sordariales; Podosporaceae. The record is from RefSeq and is a predicted model, not a curated record. The transcript is spliced from 3 exons.
AUGCCGAGCAUAUUCGGAAGGUCUGGCUCCGGCACUCCGGCCGGGGCCCGUGCCAAGACCGGGAAGUCGAUCCGGGGUGCCAUCAUCUCGGCCCCGAUCCCGAUACCCAGCACUGUCGAUGAUGACGAGUUCCCCAUGCGCAAACCCGGAUCUGCAAAGGCAUCGACAGUCACCGACGAAGAGUUUCCGAUUAGGAGACCGGGAACAGGAAUUGCCACGCCUUUACCCCUGGCUGAUGAGCAUUCGCCAUCAUUGGACGGGAAGCAUGAGCGCGACCAUGAAAAGGGAAGCGGAGACGAGAGGGAUCUUCCAGACGAGGUGGUUCCCGUAUCCUCCAUGUUGGGCGGCGCUGUCGACAAAGAGACUGGCGAGAUCAUUCCCGAAGCGCCGUCAGAUCCACCACCUGGGCCUCCGUCUCGCUUGAGUACUCCGGCCGGGGCGCCGCCGGCACCACGAACUGCGUCCACAACGCCACCAAAUCGCACCUCACCGCGAGGACUUUCGCCGCAAGGGAUUUCGCCAUCUAGAGUGUCACCGCCGAGGGCAUCACCACCGGCAAGAAGAGCAACACAACCAGCAAUCAGCACGCAGCUCAGGUACUCGACCAUCAGUGAUGCGCCUAGCAAAAACACCACUCAAAGCACUGUGCCGCAGCGGAAGAAAUCCACACUGCGGUCGGCUUUGGGAAAGCUAUUCGGCCGUGGCAAGAAGAAGCAAAAUGUUCAGGACACCAGCCCUACGCCGAUCCCGGAAGUUGAGCCUGUCAGCUCGAUACAGCAUAGAAGUGAUCCAACUGCACUCGGCAGGCCAAAUCACCCACCAGCAAAGCGCUCAGCUUCACUUCCCAUCAGCGAGUUCGACCGGCCCCUGAGGUCACAUUCUAUCGGCCCUGACGACAUCAUGGCCAUUGAGAGCGCACGAAACUCGAUGCAGUUGGCAGGAGAGGGUGGUUCAUCUGUUGCAAACACGAAUAAUCGUCGCAGAGCUGCAACGACGACCAGCCGGAUGAUGUUCCAGCAGCGGUUGCGCAACCCAGAAUGGGGAGCCGGUCUAUCACCACGACCUGCGAGUGCUCAAGGACGGGGUGGAAGUAGCAAGGAGGAAAACCACGCCGUUACGCACGAUCCGGAUGAAAUCGGGCGUGCCAUCACCAGUGAUAGCGGCCACGGUCUGCGGCGGCGGUCUAGGAGCUUGUCUGGUCUUCAGGACUUUGCCAAUGCCCGACCUGUGACGGCCCGGAGACGAAGUGAUGAGAUGCGUUUCUGGCGGCAGUCAUACGACCCAACCGGUCUCAUGUCGCCAUUAUCAUCCAAUGCCCCAGACAUUGACGACACAGGCGUGGUGGAUGUCAGCGCCCCAGACAGCCCAGCAGUCGAAGUGCCACCAAAAACACCGCCGCAGCCCUUCAAUUUUGGUCUGCUGUCCAAAGACAUGCUCGGCAUGAAAAUAACCCAUGCUGCCAACUUGGACACCCGAGUCGGAAACCUCGAGUCGCGAACUCGCAAGCUGGAGAGGGUAGUCACCCAGCUCUGUCACGCCGUCCCCGGAUUCAGAGGUCCCCUAGGCGAUACCACUCCCACUCCCUCAACGUCACAAAACGAACCCUUCCCAGUCCAAAAGAAGGUCUCGGUCCAGCAACCCCAAUUCGGCUUUUCCACCUCGACGCCUCCACCAACGAUACCAGCCAUCUACAAUCCCACCCCCCCAACGCCCGUCCAACCAAGCAGCAGCUCCCGCAAGUCACUAGAAACCGAAGACAGGGACACUCACUCCCUUUUAUCCUUUGGCGAAGCACCCACCUUUAUCGGCUCCCUCCACCCGCCGUCCUCGUCGGCAACCCAAGCCGCCCAGUCUUUGACCGUCGCCGCCCCACCACCACCACCACCACCACCACCACUACCACCAACCCCCAUCCCUUCCCGACCAACGGAAGAAACCGUUACGCAACUCAAAGCCGAACUAGCAUCUGAACGCGCCGCCCGUCGAGACCUCGAGGCUCAAGUGAGGAAACUUUCCGAGCGGCUGAAUACCCUGUCUUCGACUGUCUUCGCCAUGGUGCGCAGCCCGUCCGAGUCACGGUCUCAGGAGCGGCUGAUUGCGCCGGCUGCGUCGAGUAGUAGUUUGAGUACUGGGUCUCCGUUGCUGUUGCCGAAUAGUCUGAAGGGGACGACGACGACAAGGGCAAAGUCGCACGUUCCUGCUGUUACGCAGCAGGGGCAGGAGCAGUUGAGUGUUUUUGAUGAUGAUGAUGAUGAGGAGGAGGAGGAGGGGGAGGAGGAGGAAAAGGACUUUCAGACUCCGAUGGAGGUGGUCAAGUACGGGGCUUUUGGGGAGGAGUUGAAGGAUCAUGGGGUUGUUGGGGAAGAAGGGGGAGAUGGGGAAGGGGAGUGGGGAGGGAAUUUGGAUGGGGAUGGGGGCGGGGGAGGGGAGGAGAAUAAGAGGAGGAAGGCGGCGAGGACGUUGAGUUUGAGUCAGUUGACUUUGGGGAGGGGAGGGGGGAGGGGGCAGGUUUGA